Sitodiplosis mosellana (orange wheat blossom midge) is the source of this 792-nucleotide messenger RNA. RefSeq lists its product as uncharacterized. Lineage: Eukaryota; Metazoa; Arthropoda; Insecta; Diptera; Cecidomyiidae. The transcript has 2 exons. Bases 155 to 679 code for a protein of 174 amino acids. The record is from RefSeq and is a predicted model, not a curated record.
GUUUUCCAAUUUCAAAUUAUUUUUCAAUUUAUGAAACAUGUGAGAAAGUUCGGAUAUUUUCCACUCACAUCAUAGGCUUAAAAAUGCUUUAUAAAGCCAUGUAACAAAGAAAUGUCCGUUAGUAUACUUAAUAUUGAAGUAGAGAAAGGUUAAAAUGUCAGCGCCAAAGGUAUUGAAAGAGUGUCAACGUUUACUCAGAGUGACGCAGUUAUGUAAAAAGAGUCCCGUCCGAAUCGGUUGGCUCGAAUUGCCGUUAACUCUGUUGCAAAUUGUGUUUUUACUUCCAUUUAUUGCGUUUGUACCGUAUGUGAUUUGGUUUUGUGUUGAGAAGGAAUUCAAAUUAAAUAAAAUCGCUGGAGCAAUGCAUCUAUGUAUAGGCGCAACUCAACUCCUUCUUAUCUACCUUGGUCUUGCAAUGGAAAACUCAAACAUCAUCAAUCACAUGACUGAAUUGCAACGAAUUGUCGAUCAACGAUGUGAAGAUUCGCCUGAAUCCGUGGAAAUAUAUGAGAAGAUUGAAAAACGUAACUCGAAACAGUGCAGUUUCAUUCUUAAAGCAACAUUUCAAAUGGAGAUGGGGCUGUUUAUCUUGUAUACUCUACCGCCAAUUGGUUAUGCACUCUUUCAGUUCCCAUCGCCCAGAUGGUGGCUAUUGCCGUUUCCUGCUACAGACAGGUGAUUCAAACAUUUCAACUCUCAUUAUUCAAUUACCAAUUUUUAACUGUAUUGAUCUCCACAAUGAUGGAAACUUCUUUUUUUUUCAAAACAAUUUUUUUCUGAUCUCGUUUCCAG